Messenger RNA from Carassius auratus (goldfish), 3875 nucleotides. RefSeq lists its product as uncharacterized. Gene Ontology annotation, biological process: defense response. The record is from RefSeq and is a predicted model, not a curated record. NCBI's taxonomy places the organism in Eukaryota, Metazoa, Chordata, Actinopteri, Cypriniformes, Cyprinidae. Gene Ontology annotation, cellular component: extracellular region. The transcript has 6 exons. Bases 2230 to 2793 code for a protein of 187 amino acids. Gene Ontology annotation, molecular function: cytokine receptor binding.
ACAAAAAGUUUAUAGGUAGGGCAACACAUCCAACAAUUGUAUCAUACAUCCUGGUAUGAUUUAUCCCAGUGUAACGAAAUGAAAUGAAAUAUUAAUACCUGAAACAUUUUAAAUAAAAAUUGAGGAUGAUUCCCACAAAACUGCAUUUUCUAAAAGUUUUUUUUUUAAAGAUAUAUAUAUAUAUUUUUAAUUUUCAGAAUUCACAAUUUUCAUUUUCACCACCAGAACUGCCACUCACUGGAUACUUUCUCUUUUUCAUACCGUUCUCUGUAAACCAUAGAGAUGGUUGUGCAUUCCAGUUUCUGCCCAUUUGACCAUAUUCAAUGCCACUUAGGCUGCAUUUAAGCUACAAUAAAGUUCUCGAUGCCAGAUUGAUGCUUGAUGCUUUCAAGUGCUUUGUUGUCAGAAAGAAUCAAAUGUAGCAUCCCAUUAGUUGACAAUCAUAUAAACAUUCACCACACUAUAGAGCUUGAUGACGAAUCUGGAAUUUUGUCCAAUAAUUGCAAAUAAUUUUGACUUUCAGCAGAUUGUCUUGACCAUGUCUGCAUGCCUAAAAGCAUUGAGUUGCUGCCAUGUGAUUGACCUACCUGAUGUCAUGAUGAAAACCUAUCUGUGCAAGCAUUUUCACAAGACGUGAAAAACAGUACGUACCCUGCUGUUUCCAACAGAAAUUAACACUAGUUUACACAUUGAGUACUUGUAAAUGUUUUUGUACACAGUUAUGAUUACAGCUUCGCUUUCUGGACAUAACAAGUUUGUUUGGUAGCUCAGCCGACACAGAACUGGAUUUAGGAUGCGGAAUCCUUGGAUAUGAAUCUCAUGAAAAAUAUGUCUCAUGAUGAAAGAGCAAAAAGAUGAGACAUUAAAAAAUGACUGCUUGCGAUUGUGUUUUUACGUCACAUUAACUUUUGUUCAUACUGUCGGGUAGGUUUAAGAGUAGAGCAGAUGGGACGUUAUUUUAAAACGUCACAGAGCAUUAGAGUUACAGCGCAACUCAACGACAUUUCAAGUCUGAACUGCGGUCUGACACGUUUAAAACCAACGUCAUAUAAAACAUACAUUCAUCUCUUCUGGGGAAAAACAAACACUCUUUUAGACAUUUUACAUCGAAUAUGUCACGAAGCGUACAUGGAGGUACGAUUUUUGCAUCUUGGUACGUUUUCACCAUGAAAUCAGGUUGCGGGUGGCUGAUUAGAUAUUUCUGUUAACAAACACACAUGCAAAGAUACAUUUAUGGCCUAGAAACUUCAAUCGCUUUUUUCUGAGAUUUCAGAAUUUUAUUAAUUUCUAUGAUUAGGCCUGAAAAUAACACUCAAAUUACCUUUUUUUUUUUUGCUAGCUUUAAUUGUGCAAAACAAUGUUUAUUAAUAAUCUCCUUAAUAAAUGAAUGUUUUUACUUUGCUGUGCAUAUGUUUUACCAACAUGUUGCAUCUUGUAAAAGGCCAUUAAGUACAAUAGGCUAAGAGAGAAAUGUGCUGUAUACGCAUCUCCACCAACUGCUGUUGGGUUACACUAAAGUGAAUCUCUUGUGUCAUCAGGAACAGUGAGAGCAGUUUCAUUUUCAUUUCCAGUGCACAAGCUACCUUUCACCAUAACAAAGCGUCACAAGCCUGACAUGCUGGGGAACCUUCAGUGCCUGAGGGAAAUGAAAUUACGUCAUACGCUACAGAACAAUGCAUCUUAUCCUUCUGAUAAAAUAAUGCUUUACCGUUACAGCUGGGUGUUUUCUCGUAAUACUUCUCUGCUUCUCGAACUCGUUACAUGUUAUAUUCUGUUUUUCAGUUGUCUGAAAAGUCAGUGUUCAUUUCUAAUAAUUAUUUAAUUACCAUAAUAACUACAUUUUAUAAUAAGAAUAUUAUACAUUUCAUAAGCGUGCAUGCAAAACUAUCUUUAACUAAAAUGAUAACAAAAAAACAUAAAAACUAGUAUAAGCAAUAAACAAGCAUAAAAUGCACUAAAACAUAUUUAAAUUGUUAAAAAAAUAUAAAUAUACUUAUACUAGAAAUCAUAUUUAAACUGUGAAAAAACAGUUGCAACUGUGCUCUAAUGAGCCGCCCUCAGUAUCAGUAAAACGCCCCCACUGACAGGAACUUCCUCAGGUAAUACCAGAAUUUGGGCAUCACCUACCUGACAGGUGUGGUCAGUGUUCCUGGCCUGUUUCAUUUUGACCCAGCCUGACAAGUGUGGAAUGCCAGGUGUCACUUCUAAAGGUAUAAAAGGCAGAGCACAAUGUCACAUCAGCAUCUCACAGCAUCUCAGCUUCAGCUGCACUCACUGGAAAACAGUACAACCACAGCAGAAAAUAUGUUCUGGAUUAGGAUCACCAUCGUUUGCAUGUGCAUAUCCCUGCUGGAAGCCCAUAAGGAGUGCGCAAGACACAUUAAAUGGAAGCAUCUCAUUCAGUCAUUAAAUUCAAUGGGCACUGCGAUAUCUCACGACUGUGCAUUUGAUUAUGAAGAAGCCAGUUUGUGUGAUCCACGUCAUCUGGCCAAUAUGGUGGAUCAUAAUGCAGUUCUUCUGGUCGACAUUGUCAAGAAAACAGAAACGAUGUACAGGGGGAAUCCAAACCCACAGACGUUCAUUGAAGCCCUUCAUCACACCCGUCACACCCUCAGCAACUGUAUUCAUCACUCUGACAAUGCUGAAAAUGAGCCUGUGACCGCAUGCUUCAACAAAUUAGAAGCUUUUCUUAAGAAAAAGUCCCACUCGCAGUGUGCAUGGGAAAUUAUAAAUUCAAAAGUGCGGGAGGUUCUUCAGAAGCUGGAGAAACGCUCUGUCAGAGGACGGCGUUAGAAACUUUAGCAUGCAUGUGUUAAUGCUUAUAUUUAAUUGCAAAAAAGGUGACAUUUUAUAAGCUUGAUGGAUAUAUGUAUAUAUUUUAAGAAAUGCACAUUAUAUAAAAAAUGUUUCAAAUUCAUGAUUUAUUGAGUUUAUUUCUGUGUGAGAUAAACUUGAUCGAUAUUUAGUAGUACAGAUUUAGUUUUUCUAUUUUUCUAAUAAAACUGUAAUGAAAUGCAAACACUAAAUGUGACAAACAGAACGUGAGGUUAUUAUCAUGAUUAUUUAUUUGUAUUGGUUUUAAAAUGUGUGUUUGCUAUGCUAUUGUUAGUAUAUGAUCUGAAUGUCUGACAUAUCCAUUUGUACUAAUACUACCUAAUGUUACAAUGUUACUACCUAAUGUUAAUGUUCUUGAACAAACAUAAUAAAGAAACCUUAUAAAAUUACCACUCUGUUAUAUAUGGUGUUUAACACUGUUUUUACAUUGGUACAACAUCUACAUCAACAAAUUGGACAGUAUAGUGGGCAACUUUUUGGACAAUGUUGCCGUCAAUGGGCAACCGACACAAGGCACACAACCAAUCUAAAAUAUCCCGAUAAAUGUGUAUUUUUUUUUUUUUAUUUUUUUUUUUUACUUAUCCAUAGAUGUGUGCCCAUGUGACUUUGUAAUCUAAAGCACACAUUUUAAGUGCAUUUUCAUAUUUAGGGGUUUCGAAUUUGAUUUCAGUUCUGAUACACAAAAGCGGUUUUCUGACAUUUAUUAUUUUCAAUAAAUCAUAUUGCCUGAAAACAACACCAUACAGGUCUGACUGUGAAUGGUGCUCCUACAAUGGCAUCUCCUUGCAUUUUUUUACACAAGCCAACAGACGGCAGCACACUCUAAAAAUAACGGUUGCAAAGCUACUAAUAUGACUAGCACAAGUUUAACAACGUCAAAGUUCACUUUAAUCACUAAUUUGCUUGUGCGGUGAACGCAAUUAUAAGUAUACUAAUUUACAGAGGACAGAAAUAAACUUAAUGUUCAUUUAAUUUCAACGUUGCUCUUUGACGGCAUCUCACAGUUUCCGGAAAGACUAGCCGGACCAUAUUUGUCAGAU